AAAAGCGCGGUUUCAAAACAGUAGCGCGGAGUAAGAAAAAAAGAAAAAAAGAAAAAAAUUAAGCGCUUUAGUCAAACACGAAGCUGUUAUUUCUCUCCGUCCCACUCCCUCUCCCUCGCCCUCUCCCUCGCCCUCGUCGCUGCAAAUACACAGACCGACCGACUGCCUCCUUCGGCUGGAGAUCGAAACUGCCGUCAAAUUCAAAGCCCUCAAAAAGAGGGGCAAAUGUUUUGUGGAAGGGACUGAGGAACAGGGCAAAGGUUUUGGAAUCUGCACUAGAUGAUGCUAAUAGUAGAGGAUCCGACAUUGAAGAAUCGUGCAAGGCAAGUGAUGUAGAGAAGAUGAGAGCUGCAACUGCGAUUAAUAAAAUCUUGUCCAGAGUUAAUGGCCAUCCUAGCUAGUUUGUGGGAAGAGAUCCAGCUUAUCAGGGAACUGAUCUGCACUUGCCAGACAUGAGCAAGGAGUUUAUGCAAGUGAUGCCUUCUUCAAAUUGACAGGUAACAUGUACAAUGUUAGCUACUUGCCAGGAUUUCUCUAAACCCUUCUAAACUCCUUGUUGUUUGCAAAUCUUUUGAAUAAUCCAACAUAUGUAGUUGUUACACAACUCAUAUGUAGAUGUGUACAAUCUUGGCAGAGCUGUAACCAUGCGUUUUGUGUUGCACAAGUAAUCCUGUUCUCAAGAGUGGUUCAGUUUACUGCUGCAAACUUUCAUCGUGUAUUGUUGACAAAUUGGUUAGGCUUUCAUGGUUUAUCGUAACACUAUGGUGUUAUUGCAGCCCUUCCGCAUUUUCUAAUUUUUAACAGCUUGUUGUAUCAAAGUGUCUUCUAUUGAAUGUGUUUUCUUCAUGCCAAGGAUGCUUUUUUGCUAUCGGUUCUUUAUACGAUUCUCUCUCCUCUCAGAAACCCGGACCCAAACCCAGUUGCCGAUACCCAGAUCAUUGUGCGUGUGCUUGAAAUUAAUGUAGUUGCACUUGCUUAUGAGGCUGGUGAUGGUGAAUUUUAUCUCAAGUAUAUCGUAUGAAUUAUCCCUCUGUUAUGUUUUCUCAUGGAUUCCUAACUUGUGUUACUCUACCAUUCAGCUAAUGACAAGAAUAUAUUGUAUAUUUUGUCCCUCCAUUGUGCACAACACUCUGAGCAAGGAGCUUUGUACUGAUGCCAAUGAUUAGCCAAAAAAGGAAACGACCUCUUAUGUCAACAAGACUCCUGCCUCUGCCAUCCCAGUUACGAUCUACAUUUGCUAUUAGAGUUGCUCCUCCUACUUUUUGUCAAGAGAUUAAAUAAAUUAUAGGCUAAAGAAUGAAUUUUUGGUUAAUAUUUCGGCGAAAGAUAUAAACAUACCUUGUUACACUUUAAUAAAAAAGGAAAACUAAAGAAAAAUCCUUAAAAAUAUCCUGUUAUAUUAUGGCUGGGAUCUUCCCGCUCAUAUAUAAUGUAUAUGAAUCAAAUAAAUGAACGGUUUAUCAUGAAUCUGUUACUUGGUACCAACACCGUCCCUUUGUUUCAUAUUGUUGCUCAUUUUUUGUUUUAUUGCAUUCUCAUUUGCCAAAGAUUGGGCAUAUCAUUUUGUCAAGAUAUUAUCUUUUAUUUCAUUUGUCAGUACGACAAUCACUAUUAUAGUGUUAUGCAGUAUUACUAAUUCAUGUCAUCAAUUUUAAGUCACUGCACCGAAUUCGAAAGUGACCAUUCCACCACACACUAGGUGAGCAAAUCUCUCUACUAAUUUUUUUUUUCCACAUGCAAAUAUAAACGCGUCUUUCAUUUGUCAAAGCUAGACUUGGACAAUGUAAUGAGACAAAUAAUACCUUUGAAUUUUCAACUUUUAGAGACAUCCACCACUAUUGACAAUCUGACAUUGACUCACUGAAUGAGGACAGCAAACUUAAAUGCAUUUUUUUGGAGAUGCUCAUAGCAUGAAAUUACAUGCUAUCACAGCCAACGGAUUAUGGAGUGUUGGAUGCUCCUUGUACUUGUAUUAAUUUAUGUAAUCAACAAUUAAUUAACCCAGUUUAGAGCUUCAAAUCUACAGUUUCUAAGUCUAUAUAAAUGUAGACUCCAUUUUCUUGAAGUCAUGAAUUGCAAAGCUUGAAAAGUUUCCCAAAAAAAUUUGCAACAUGGCCAAGAAAGCUAGCUGCAGAAGCUACCUUUUUGCUCCGUUCUUCUUGUUCUUAUUUUCUAAGACUACUUUCCUGGCCAUGUCACAAAACAAUAAGACUACCCCAUUUCAUGUGGGUCUGGUUCUUGACUUUGAUGCCUGGUAUGGGAAGAUGCAGCUGAGCUGCAUCGAAAUCGCCCUAUCCGAUUUCUAUGCCUCUAACUCUAACUACAAAACCAGGCUUGUUCUGCACAAAAGGAACUCCCCUUUAGAUGUUGUUGUCACAGCUUCUGCAGCUCUAGACCUGAUAAAGAAUGUUCAAGUGCAAGCAAUCAUAGGGCCUGCAUCAUCAAUGCAGGCCAACUUCCUAAUCAACCUUGGACAGAAAGCCCAAGUCCCCAUAAUCUCUUACUCAGCAACAAGCCCAUCUCUCACUUCAAUCAGAAGUACAUAUUUCAUAAGAGCCGCACAAAAUGAUUCAUCCCAAGUGAAAGCCAUUAGUGCUAUCAUCCAAGCAUUUGGCUGGAGAGAAGUUGUGCCUAUCUACGUCCAAAACGAGUAUGGGGAAGGAGUCAUACCUUACCUCUCUGAUGCCUUGCAAGAAGUUGAUGCUCGAAUCCCCUACCGGACUGUCAUUUCUCCAACUGCUACUGAUGACCAAAUUGCUACUGAGCUUUACAAGUUAAAGGGAAUGCAAACUCAGGUCUUCAUUGUGCACAUGUUACCAUCUCUCGGUUUGCGAAUUUUCAACAAGGCAAAAGAGAUCGGCAUGAUGAAGGCAGGGUAUGCUUGGAUAAUGACUGAUGGGAUGACCAACAGGUUUAGUUCCAUAAAUUCCUCUGGCGUAGAAAAUAUGCAAGGGGUUUUGGGUAUAAAAACUUAUUACCCGAAUUCAAAAGGGCUUGAGAGUUUUCGAGUUAGAUGGAAGGGGAAAUUUCAACAAGACAAUCCAACUGUCCAGGAUGUUAAACUGGAUGUGUUCGGAUUGUGGGCGUAUGAUGCUGCUUGGGCACUGGCCAUGGCUGCUGAGAAAGUUGGGGCUAAAAACUUCAGCUUCGGAAAGAAGAAUACUUCUGGAAACUCUAGUAAUACUGAUCUAGAAAGAUUUGGGGUCUCACAAAAUGGUCCUCAGCUUGUCAAAGAACUAUCAGGUACAAAUUUUAAAGGCCUUUCAGGAGAUUUCAAUCUUUUCAAUGGCCAAUUACAAUCAUCAACUUUUGAGAUCGUUAAUGUGAUUGGAAGUGGGGAAAAACCGAUUGGAUUUUGGACACCCCGAGAUGGUCUUCAAAGAAACUUAAAUUUGAAAAAAACAAGCAAAUAUUCUACUUCCAAUGCAAGUCUUGGAUCUAUUAUAUGGCCUGGAGACACCACAUCUGCUCCAAAGGGUUGGCAGAUUCCUACACCUGACACUAAGCUGCGAAUUCUAGUCCCGGUCAAGCAAGGGUUUUCGGAAUUUGUAAAUGUCACACAUGAUCCUAGAACCAACACAACCACGGUCAAUGGUGGAUAUUGCAUAAGCAUCUUCGAAUCUGUAAUAAAAUUGCUACCCUACGCUGUUCCUUAUGAGCUUAUUCCCUAUGCAAGGCCUAAUGGUUCGGCUGCUGGCAAUUACAAUGACUUGGUCAAUGAAGUGUAUCUCAAGAACUAUGACGCGGCAGUGGGGGAUAUCACCAUUAGAGCAAACAGAUCCUUAUAUGUAGACUUCACGUUGCCGUACACAGAAUCUGGUGUGUCCAUGAUUGUGCCUAUCAAAGACAACAAAAACAAGAAUGCUUGGGUGUUCUUGAAGCCCUUGACAUGGAACCUUUGGGUAACGAGCGGUUGUUUUUUCAUAUUCAUUGGUUUCGUUGUUUGGGUUCUUGAACAUCGGAUCAACGAAGACUUUCGGGGGCCUCCACAUCACCAAAUCGGUACAGGUUUUUGGUUCUCGUUCUCAACCAUGGUUUUCACACACAGGGAGCGAGUAGUGAGCAACUUGGCUCGAUUCGUGGUGAUAAUCUGGUGCUUUGUGGUCCUCGUCCUGACCCAAAGUUACACUGCAAGUUUGACAUCUCUGUUAACAGUUCAACAGGUCCAACCAACUGUUACUGAUGUUAACUUGCUCCUCAAGAAUAGGGACUCUGUUGCCUACAUAUCAGGUUCUUUCGUUCUUGGGAUUCUGAAACAACUAGGCUUUCCAGAUGACAGACUUGUGACCUAUGAUACCCCUGAAGAGUUGCAUAAGCUUUUUCAAAACGGGAGUAAUAAACAUGGCAUCUCGGCAGCUUUCGACGAGACACCCUAUAUGAAACUAUUUCUUGCAAAGUAUUGCUCAAAAUACACCUUGGUUGAGCCGACAUUUAAAGCUGAUGGUUUUGCCUUUGUCUUCCCGAAUGGUUCGCCUCUUGCUCGUGACGUUUCGAGGGCAAUCCUAAACGUGACCGAGGGAUACAAAAUGAAAGAGAUUGAGAAGAUGUUGUUCAACAAUCAGUCAAGUUGUGCAGACCCUAACAGCGUUGUCUCUCCCAACAGUCUCAGCAUCGAGAGCUUUUGGGGCCUCUUUCUCAUAGCCGGUGUUGCUUCAACAUUAGCUCUGCUCAUAUUUGCUGCCAUGUUCUUGUACGAACACAAGGGCAUCUUCUCGCAACUCGAUCCAGAAGCCUCAUUGUGGAGAAAAUUUUGUGUCAUGCUAAGAAUUUACGACAAAAAGAACUUAAAUUCGUUUACUUUUAAGAAGGGUGAACUGAAAGGUAACACCAUCUUCCCGCCAAGUCCAUCUGUCUACUCAAACGACACUGAAUCGCGCAAUGUUUUCGAGGAACAGAUAGGAACACCGUCUACUGAGCAUGGUGGUUUCAGUCACAGUGAUUGUUCGCCAACUGGAAGAGAGAUGGAAUCAGCCAUUGAAAUUACUGAGAGGCCAAGACCUUACGAGAUUGCCUGAUAGGAUUUUUACCAUUUGUAAAAGUAUGAAUAAAAAUAUUUUAAAAUACUUGCAAGACAAUAAAGUAGUUGUAAUAAAAAUGCUUAUGCAAGGUUGUUAAUUUCCACGAA
This is a messenger RNA of Pyrus x bretschneideri (Chinese white pear), 5125 nucleotides long. RefSeq names its product glutamate receptor 2.9-like. The transcript is spliced from 10 exons. Gene Ontology annotation, molecular function: glutamate-gated receptor activity. The record is from RefSeq and is a predicted model, not a curated record. Bases 2112 to 5015 code for a protein of 967 amino acids. Gene Ontology annotation, cellular component: plasma membrane. NCBI's taxonomy places the organism in Eukaryota, Viridiplantae, Streptophyta, Magnoliopsida, Rosales, Rosaceae.